Messenger RNA from Zophobas morio, 877 nucleotides. RefSeq lists its product as uncharacterized. Bases 118 to 843 code for a protein of 241 amino acids. NCBI's taxonomy places the organism in Eukaryota, Metazoa, Arthropoda, Insecta, Coleoptera, Tenebrionidae. The record is from RefSeq and is a predicted model, not a curated record. The transcript has 4 exons.
ACAAGUAUCAGUUUUUAUCGCCGCCACCCAAUUAGCCCCUCACUCGUUGCACAACUUCUGACAACCACGUCACCUAUAAAAGGCUUGCAUCCCAAACAAGUCUCCAAGUCCACAACGAUGAGAACAGCAAUCGUAUUAUCGACUUUAAUAGCGCUAAGUGCAACCGUGCAACUACCGCCGAAUUUCCAAAAAUGCAACCGAAAACAGCCCGACUUCAAAGAAUGCGUGUUCAAAGCGGCCCAAAACGCCGUCCCUCAGCUAACUAGACCCUACGACGACGUGAACCUACCCAGCCUGAAACCGCUGCACCUGACGGAGCUGACCAUAGGCGGGAACGAUGGGCCGGUGAGUCUCCAGCAAAAAUUCAAAAACUGCGACCUGUUUGGGCUGGAUACUAUGAAACUGGACAGUUUUGAGUUUGAUUUUGAGAAAAAGGAGAUGAGGUUGGCCGGGGUGAUCCCGGAGGUCCGGAAAUUGUGUCAGUAUGAGGUGAAAGGGCAGGUGUUGCUGUUGAAGGUUAAUGGAAGAGGAGACAGUACGAUUAUUUUGAAGGGGUUGAACGUCACGGAUUCGCUUCCUUUCGAGUACAAGAAGAAGAAGGAUAAGAUGUAUAUUCAUUUCACGGCUAGUUCGGUGACCCUUAAUCCGGAGCGCGUGGUCUACGAUUUCAGGAAUUCGGACGAUAAGACGUUGAGCGAUGCGAUUAAUCCUGUGUUGAAUGAGAACUGGAAGGAUGUUUUUGACGAUGUUAAAAGCGACUACGAGAAGUUGAUAGACAAGAUUAUUCUGACUGUGGCGAAUAAUUUGUUUUCGAAGGUGUCGGUAGAGGAGGCUUUCGAUUAGUGUUUGUGAGGUCAAUAAUAAACACUUGAUGGUA